This is a messenger RNA of Serpula lacrymans var. lacrymans S7.9, 5553 nucleotides long. RefSeq names its product RIM15, signal transduction response regulator (gene RIM15). The record is from RefSeq and is a predicted model, not a curated record. Gene Ontology annotation, cellular component: cytoplasm; nucleus. The transcript has 7 exons. NCBI's taxonomy places the organism in Eukaryota, Fungi, Basidiomycota, Agaricomycetes, Boletales, Serpulaceae. Gene Ontology annotation, molecular function: ATP binding; protein serine/threonine kinase activity. Bases 1 to 5553 code for a protein of 1850 amino acids. Gene Ontology annotation, biological process: phosphorelay signal transduction system; peptidyl-serine phosphorylation.
AUGGCUGAUUCCCCUCAUAUCCUCCGUCGACAGGCCCCAAACCCUCUCGUCUUCGCUACAGAGACUGUAUUACCUCUCGUCUCCCAGACAUCAAACAGCGGCUCCCAGAGCAACUAUGGUUCGGGUUCAAACACCGUCUCUAUGCCUUUCGUCAGGCGACAUGUCACUCGUCGUCUCAAGACAGCAAAGGCAGACUGCGACAAGGAACUGCGAAGGGUCAUCAACAAUAUCACCACAUUUUUUGAGGAGCGUCUGAGAGAGAACGACCACGAACGGGAAUUCGAACGCGAAUAUCGCGAGCGGGAAAGGGAGUCAGAUCGUGAUUCUCAGUACGGCGAUGCCGAGCCUUUGCGAGAGGCUUUCAUCUUUCAACCUCCAGAUGUUAGACCUAUAUCUCAGGCCGAUGAGUAUUCUGACAGUGGCUACGAGGCAGAGCCAGAGGGCCGUCAUAGUCGACAACCGUCCAAUUCAUCAUCUUUUAGCCCAUCUCUACGUCGACAGAAUACUCUUCCAUGGGAGAAGCCCCUACACGCCAACACUGCUUCCGGCGGUAGUGCUGUACCCAGCCCAGUCAUAUCAACAGCAACCUUAUCCGAUUCAACUAGUCCACGCAGGCAGUCCGGUGCUAUCGCUCCCACGGCAUGGCCAAGUCAGAGUCUAUCUUCCCGCAGACUGUCCCGUACAAUUCACAUCCCUACGCGCCCUAUGCGUUCAGGGCAAAGUUCUCGUUCCACGUCUCGCUCUCGAUCCCCACUUCCGCCUGCAACCACCCACAGUAGCUUCUCUGACGCUGCUCCCCCUGUCCAAGCAGCAAAUCGCCGUUCCUCCCGUAUCCUCGUUGAUGAUCCUAUCGAUCCCAUCAUGACCACCCUCUACGAACUUAUUGGCGUUGCGACAGACGUUGCUGAGAUGUCCACCGCUCAGCUCACUGCUCAACCUAAAAUUUGUGAGUCGCUCGUCCAGCGAGUCCAAGGUAUCGGUAAAGCAUGGGAUGAUCAUCCUGACUGGCACGGUCGUAAUUGGUACGUGCAGGUUCUUCUUGCAGUUGCAAGUUUGAGUCGUGUCGUUGAGUGGUGGGAGGCGGAGAAGCAGUUCUGGAACUUCGAUGAUAACGACGACGAGCUGGAUGAGCCGCUUAUGUUUGUCAUGAAACCUGCAGAUGAGUCGGGACCUGCUCCCACUCCGACUGCUCGACAUCGAUACGACGAAAAUGCUCUCCGUAUGACUACAGAUGAUGAGAACAGGCUACGCUUGAUGAGACCUACCAGCCAAGGCAGACGUUCCAGGGAUGAAGCUAUGAAAGAUCUGACUACGUCCACUUCACCCGAGCCACACUCAAGGGCAGCACAUAAGAUCAUUGAACACAAUGAAUCUGCUCGCGUUCUGGCUACCGAGAGACUCCGAUUGCAAGCCGAGACUGCACAGAAUCAGAACAUCGUGAUGGAGCUGAGCUUGGACGGGGAUCACUUCAUUUGGAUCAAUUACGCAUGGCGGGUUGUGGUUGGGUCGGAACCUGCAGAAUUAGCUGGAACACGGAUCUCACAUCUUCUCUCAGCUUCGGAUUGGGCUGUCUUUAGGGAAGCAACACAACGCUUGCAGCGGGAUGACUCACACACGGUUGAAGUUCGCUUCAAAUUGCAAAUAGAACCUGACGGUGACCGGGAUGUCUCGACAGCAGGCGUCCUCUAUCAGCAGAUGGAAGGUAAAGGUAUGCUCAUGGUUGACCGGGAGGACGGUCAGGCAUCUCAUACUAUGUGGGUUGUUAAGCCUAUCGCUCCUCCACGGUACGAGUAUCCUUCCCCUUCGAUUAUACUUGAGCCAGGCGAUAUCGGAGAUGAACCUGCUGUUGAGGAGGUGGUCACAAAGCCUCUUGCCGAACGCGCCAUCACUGAGCCUACUACACCCUUCCCAUUCAGUCAGCCCAUCUGCACAGACCUCAUUCUUUGCCGAAUCUGCGAAUGCCAGAUCCCCCAGUGGUACUUUGAGAAACACAGCGAAACAUGUGCGGAGGUGCAUCGUCUGGAGGCUGAAAUCGCAGAGUGUAACGAGUCUAUUGGCGAGUUGAGAAACACUAUUCGCGAUUUGUCUGUUGCUGUUGAGCAAGCUACUCCUGCGAUCGUUCCUGAAUAUCGUGGCAUGCCUAUUUUCACACCGUCUACCUCCCCGGGGAUGUCAAGCCCAUUACAACUUUUCAGGAGCAACAAGAUGCAGCGGAUGGGUGUAAAGAAGAUGCAACGUCGGCUAUUAGAGCAGCUCGAAGACGUACUACAAGUGGCCUCGGAGGUUUCAAUGCCCUCGUUGAAAGAGGAGGAAGCAAAGGAGCCUAUCGAACGACAGCGACUUCUGUCACCCAGCUCUGAGAGCAAGGUUUCACGGAUACGUACCUGGUGCAAGCCUACUAUUGAAGAUCCUGCACUAUCUCAGCUCGCGGAGGACGCUGAACGUGUGAUGAGGCAGAAGAUAGACAAUGUAGUACGAAUGCAGAACACCAUUCGGUAUUCGGAGAAGAUCUGGCACGAAUGGCAGGAGAAGGUAGAACAGGCCUUGGCGAACCUUGAAGACGAGGAUGAUAGCGAUGAAAGUGACAGCGAUGUUGGCGAGGAAAUCGGAAAUCAAAUGUUAGGAGCCACGGAUAAAUACGAUAGAGGAAAAGAAGAUCAACUGCUCAGGGUCUCCGAGGCUGAUGAAUCUUCGAGUGCAGAGAUGUUAUCAUCGGAGCCGACCCCCAUGGCUUCUUCUUCUCCAGUCCCAUGUUCCUCGUCGAAUGAUAGUCGUUUAGCAGCACCAAUGUCCGUGCCAGCUUUUAUCCCUCCUGCGUCCUGGCAAUUAGUCAACAAGAUGCCUACACGAUCCUCCACUCCAUCCUCAGUUUCUUCCCCUCUUGCUCUAGCUGCUCCUAUCAUGGCUUCCCCUUCACCAGAUGAGCAACCCCCCCAUAUGGAUCUUGACGCACCUCCUACCACGAUUAAGACACGACGAUCUGCUGGUAACCUGCUCGAGCCGAAAUUUCUUGUCACUCCGCCUAUGUCUCCUAUGAUUUCCCCUCGAGAUGCUCCAACUACACGGCGAGGGCAUCGGCGACAUUCUACCGCUAAUCCGAUUCUCAGCCCUUGCAAUACAAACCUACCCAACUCAGCAAAUUCGAGUGCCCCACUAUCUCCCCGGUUGCCUUCCGCUGCACCGUUAUCAAGGUCGACACCCACGUCGAUCAAAGACUUUGACAUUAUCAAGCCGAUCAGCAAAGGUGCAUUUGGCUCUGUGUUCCUUGCGAAGAAGAAAGUUACUGGCGACUACUAUGCGAUCAAGGUUUUGAAAAAGGCCGACAUGAUAGCGAAGAAUCAGAUCACCAAUGUCAAAGCCGAACGCAUGAUUCUCAUGAAACAGGCUGAAUCGCCGUUUGUUGCGAAGCUCUACUUCACUUUUCAAAGCAAGGAGAAUUUAUACUUGGUUAUGGAGUACCUUAAUGGUGGUGACUGUGCUGCGCUCAUAAAGACACUGGGCUCUUUACCCGAGGAAUGGACGAAAAAUUACAUUGCUGAAGUAGUGCUCGGUCUCGAGUAUCUACAUCAACGUGGUGUUGUUCACCGUGACCUCAAACCUGAUAACUUGCUUAUUGAUCAGCAUGGUCACCUCAAGCUCACCGAUUUCGGUUUGAGCAGGAUCGGUCUUCUUGGUCGUCAAACUCGCGAGGGUCAAAUGGGUCUACGACCGCGGACGAGAUAUGAUUCCCGUUCACGGCCACCAUCCAUCGACUCAGCGUACCUCUCUUCUCCGCUGCUCUCAGCGGAGAUACUAGGUGGGGCUUCGUAUUUUAAUCAGCGAACGCAUUCGGUGCCUCGUGUAGGGACGUCGCCUUAUCAACUUCUCACAGAUGAUGUUGGGGAGUCCAGUGGCUCGGAGUCGCUGUCCAACUUCCUCCCUCGGCGCAACACCAAGACGGGCGAUAGCCCUCUGCCAUCUUUUGCGACGGAGUUAACCACGGACUUGCGGUCUCACUCGGGUGGUGGCACUCCUCCUGGCGAGCAGAAGUUCGUUGGGACACCGGAUUAUCUUGCGCCGGAAACUAUUCUGGGUCUUCGUGGAGAUGAUGCAUCUGUAGACUGGUGGGCGCUGGGGGUCAUAACUUACGAGUUCCUUUAUGGCAUUCCUCCAUUUCACGCCGAGACCCCGGAGAAAGUGUUCGAAAAUAUCCUCUCUGGGCAGAUUGAGUGGCACGAAGACUGGGUCGAAUUCUCUGACGAAGCGCGCGAUUUCAUGCAGAGAUUGAUGACCAUCGACGUAGGCACUCGUCUGGGAGCCAACGGGGCUGAGGAGGUUAGAGCUCAUCCGUUCUUCGAGGGUAUAGAGUGGGACAAGGUCACCACUACCGAGGCCGCAUUUAUUCCUCAAGUCACCGAUCCCGAGUCGACUGACUACUUCGAUCCUCGUGGAGCCAUACCACAGCUAUUCCAUGACGAUGAUCAACUUGCGCUUUCCAGCCAGUCGGCCACGGACAGCCCCAACUUGACUGCUUUGCCAUCCGCCCACCCCAUUCCUGUUGCGAACAACCGUGAUGCCGCCUCAUCGCCUGCAGGCGAUGAUUUCGGCUCCUUCAGCUUUAAGAAUUUACCCAUUCUCAAGCAAGCCAAUGACGAUGUAAUCCGUAAAUUGAAAACGGACCAGCUUGUGCCCAUGACUCACACUUUGUCGGACCCGACAAAUAUGCAUUCACGGAAGCGAAGUGUUUCUCAGAGAAUCAAGAAACCCCCCAGCGUCGUGACUACUUCAUUGGAUCAGAAGACAAUGUCCACCAAUCCUCCUUCUCCAGCCACUUCCACAUCUUCUCUGGCGUCGUCUCCUUCUCGAGCCAGCCUUCCACCUUCUACUCCAGGUAGUACGGCCAGCCAUGCUCGUAAACCUUCCGAGUUUGGUGCAGUUGAGCGGUUCAAGCUCAAUCAUUUAGAUAACGGCGAACGUAGGAAUUCUAUGCCUAGUCGCCUACGGACAGCUUCAGUAUCUAGUGCCGGAGAUGGUUCUAGCUCUGAAAACUGGCCUCCAUCUGCAAGUCAAGGCUCCGGCCAGUAUGAAGUUACACCGCCUUCAUCAGUCCAUUCCAUUGAUCUGCGGAAGGGACCGGACCCUAGUGAUCGUGCCGUUACAUGCCUGCUCGCAGAAGAUAACCCCAUCACAGCGAAGAUAUUGGAGACUUUGUUGAUUCGCCUUGGAUGCCGCUGUGUUGUAGUCGCAGACGGGUCGGAGGCUAUCAGUGUGGCUAUGGGAGAUAUCAAAUUUGAUUGUAUCCUGAUGGACUUGCACAUGCCAGUCUUGGAUGGUGAAAGCGCUGCUCGGUAUAUUAAGAGCACCAAUAGUAAGAAUACGAAUUCGCCUAUUAUCGCCGUGAGCGCCUACAGUGGCGUGGAUGCCAACGAUCUCAGUAACAUAUUUGCCGCUUCCCUCACCAAACCUCUUCAGCGUGCAGAUUUGUUGGCUGUGAUGCGGAAGCUAGGAUUCAAGACGUCUACUGUGCGAGGUGUUUCUCUUGCGGCCAAAAUUACUUCUGCUCGUGCCUCGUGA